AUGGGCGCCGCGACCAGCCGCUUCGGCCCCUGCUGGCCUCGCCGCCGCCGCUCGCCGCAGGACGAGCCGUACCUCACCGACGACGUCCUCGAGGAGGUCUUCCUCCGCCUGCCGCCGCACCCGGACUGCCUCCGCCGCGUCUCGCUCGUCAGCAGGCGGUUCCGCCGCGUGGUCACCGGCCGGCGGUUCCUCGCCCGGUUCCGCGGCAUCCACGGCGGCGCGCCUCAGCUGGUCGGGCUCUUCCAUAACCACAACCAUGGGGAUGACCGCUUCGUCCCUGUCGGCGUGGAUGGGUCAGGCUACUUCCGCCGCCGGGCCGGCCCGGUGGGUCGUCCUCCCCGUGGGCCGCUCUCCCCUGGCGACGCCCAGUGGAACAUCCUCGGCUGCCGCGGCGGCCGCGUCCUGCUCCUCAGCCCCGACCGGCUGCGUCUCCUCGUGCUGGAACCCAUGCGCGGUCGCCGCCAGUACUUCCCGGCGCCGCCGGCGCCGGUGUACAAGCCGUCGUGCUUCAGCAACGCCGCCGUGGUCACCGCCGACAGCGGCCACGACGAGCUCAGCACUCACCUGUUCCGCGUCGUGUUCGUGUCCUGCAACGCCGCCAGCAAGCGCUCGACCGUCUUCAUCUACAACUCGGCGGCAUUCCGGUGGACCAAGGUCGCGACGGCCGAGAUGUCGUCGGUGGUCGACGGCCGGCCAAGCGUGCUCAUUGGCCAAGUCCUCUACUGGCACCUCGUCUCCCACGGCAUCAUCUCCUUCAACCUCGAGACGCACGAGCUGCACGAGAUCCUGGUGCCGGCCGACGCCUUCGAUGACGUCCACGAGGCCAGCCUCAACAUCGUCGUCCCCAAGGGCGGCGGGGUGGGCCUCGCCGCCGUGUCAGGGUACAUCCUCCAGAUGUGGACGCUCCGGAAUUUCACCCAUGGCGCCUCCACCUGGGACCUGCGCAAGAUCGUGAGGCUCGACGCCUUGCUUCCCCUCCGCAACGCUCGGUUCGCGGCGCCGCCGCCGACGCCGACGGCGAAGCACCCGCUGGUGUGGAUGAUGGCGCUUGACGAGGACAAAAAUGUGGGUUACAUCUGGACCAUGGUUGGGGUGUUUGCAGUGCAGCUUGACUCCAUGAAGUACCACAAGGUGAUUGGGGCUGUCUGCAGGGGGAUGGACCUUGUUUACCCCUACAAAACCUUCUUUCUUCCUGCAGGUACAUUCUCAUACUGGAUUAAUCAGUUUUAUAUGUGCAAAAGCAUGGGUCAUAUAGGCAUGAUUAAGUGUAAUUUGACACUCGAAUUUCAGUUUGAAAAGCUCUGUGAAUAA
Molecule: messenger RNA, 1311 nt
Organism: Oryza brachyantha (malo sina)
Lineage: Eukaryota; Viridiplantae; Streptophyta; Magnoliopsida; Poales; Poaceae
Exons: 1
Coding region: 1-1311 (436 amino acids)
Molecular function (GO): protein binding
Source: RefSeq, a predicted model, not a curated record